AGCGCGCAAGCCUUGAAAAAACAUCCCAGCCAGCUGAAAGGCCUAGUAGUAUUCUAGAACUUGAAUGUCCGGCCAACCGCGGAGCAUCUUCUCCUUUGUCAAGUUAUGAUUCGAGUGACGAACAGAUUUCAGAUUUAAGUGCAAACAUGACGCCCUUCAUUAGAGCAGAAAUAAGAGGGAGAUGGCCUAGUUUUGUACAUCAUUGUACACAAGCUAAGGAAAUUUGGGUUCAGUAUCACCAACUUUUACCUCAGUUUGGCCUUCGAUUGAAUGAGGAUACAUUACGCAUCGAGAAGGAAUUUCUGUCAAAUUUUAACAACGAAUUUGUCAAUUUUGCAUUUUUCGGAUUGACACCAAGUGAAAGUUCGUCGAUUUCAAAAAUGAUUUCGAAUGAUGCAAACCUUGCACCAAUUUUCUACCAAGCUGAAAGCAGAUCCGAAGAUUUUAAGAACAUUUGCUCUCAAAAUCAGAUUGCACCGCUGGUUAUCAUAUCCCAUGUUGAUGCGGAUAAAUCUGCAUUUCUUUAUGCAGAAAAAUACAGAAACGCAAGCAAACCCGAACGGGAUUGUGUUGUUGUUGUUGUUUGUGAAAACAAGCAAUGCAGUCAUAACAAAAGCGAUUUGAACAGAUUAAUCGCUUAUACUUGUGAGUGGAAUGUGACGAUGACACAGAAGGAGAUUUCGAUACUGCUAAAACGAUGGACGUACCGGAUACUAGCUCAAAGAAUAAAUGCAAUGAAGAUACUUUUAGAUUCCAUGAACGAUUGUCAAUUGCCUUCUCCUGAAUGUAUUCAGCAAUUAUGUGUCCAUGGAAUUGAGAAGGGAGAUGGAGCUAUGCAACACAUCGAUGACCGAAUAUGUUCUGUACGAAAACUGAAGGAACUCUUAGAAGAGAGUCGAGCGUUAUAUUCGAGAAACCAUGUACCUCCUACGGAUUUCCAAAAAUUUGCUCCGAAUUUGCGAAGACCAAGUGAAAAGCUGCUCAAACAAAUUUCGAAAUCUGAUUGUGUCAUUGGAUGUGGCGACAGAUUCGGAACACUUCUGAUAUUGAUCGACGAAGAAUUACAAAACAGAGAAACAAUUGAAGAACAAAUGAUAACUGAAUUGAGGGUCUUCGAAUUAGGAAAAGGUGACUUCGAAUUUAAAUACGUGCCAAAAGGACUAAGGUAUUUUCUCAAAUCAGGUGAAACUAUUUUUGUUAACAAUGACAAAUCCUAUGGAACCCUUGCUGGCUUUGCAAUUCAAGACGAAGAUGGUUCGAACGGACAAGGCAACGUAUUUGCCCUGUUUUCUCGACAUGUAGCAGUAUGCUGCACAAACUCGAAGCUGAAGGUUCAAGAUAAGACAGUCGGUGAGGUAUUGCCAUCUGAUGGUGGUUGUAUUGAUAUCGCAGCCGCUAAGAUUUACUCUCACCUUGUGAAAUCAUGUGGCAAUAAGUUUGUAACUGAAGAAAACACAGAGAAGACAAGUGUUACUUUUGAUCCGUACGCAAAAGACAACUCUUUACCGGGAACUUUAGUUCAUCUUGUUGGCGCUGCAUCUGAAGAAAUAGGACUUGGCAAGAUAACUGUUACAAAGUAUUUCUCAGAGCAGACACAGGGAAUGAACACAUUUUUGAUAGAAAAUAGGGUAAGCAAUACACAUGUAUUUUGUGAACCCGGUGACAGCGGCGCUAUGAUCCUGUCUUAUUUACCAGAUGAUGACAAACUUGUAGCUAUUGGGAUGUUGAUUGGUUCUUUCCAAAACAACAAUGACGAUGAGACGGAUGCGUUUGCAAAUCCAUUUCCAUCAAACAGAAAGAAGCAUAGGGCAACAUACGCUGCAGAUGAAACAUAUUCAGCGUUCUAUCUGAAGGAUGGCUUGAAUGAACUGAGCAAGAUUCAUGGCAAACGGUUCCGCUUAUUGGGCGAAAACAAUAACACGUAUUCUUGCGAGGGAAGUAACACAUGUGACGGAGCUUUUGCUGUUGUCAAUUGACAUGUUCUCACAGCACAAAUGUAAAUAUUGCCUUUAAAAUUAGAAUGUUUGAAACAAAAUAUAAAAAAUAAGAACAUUUUAUUCGAAAUGAUCAUAUACAAAGCAAUGAGUAAUCUACACGUGUAAAGGAAUUACUAUUUAAUUAUUAUGCAAUCGUUGCAUUGACGUUGAUAUAUUGAUCGGUUUUAAAUGUGUAAAUUAGUGAAAAGUUUGUUUUUCGCAUCCGAAUUUUAAAAUUAGGUUAUUGCCAUUCACUUUUACUAUUAACCGAUUGUUUUACAAUAUACCCUCUUUGUCGUUUUCCAUAGAAUCAAUACCUGAUUUGAAUGUACUUUCACUCUGUAUUUGCUUUUAGUGUCUGUUGUUUCAUUCUAUUGCUGACGGAUAUAAUGCAAGAAACACACUUGCGAUCUGAAAUUGUUUAAUCAAUGCAGCGCCGGUAUAGACUGGAUGCCUUAUUUUCGGUUUAUUUUUCCUCAGUGUGUGAAAGGUUUAGUUAGAACAUUUGUAAAUAUAACUCCGGAUCCAUUACCUUAACGUCAAGGUCAACGUACGCCUGUAAGUUUGUUUGUGUUUUUGCUAUAAAAUCCUUACAGUUAUAAGAGGCUCGUAACCGGUCCAUAUACCUCAUGCAAUAGUACAUUAUGGCUUAAAUUAAGUUUAUUUCAUUAUAUUCCAGUGUUUUGCUCUGCCCAAAACUGAUUGUCAUUGAUUGCGUGUCUUCAAUUUAAUUGCGAGGUAUACCGUAAAAGAUACAUUUUUAUAUAUAGCUGUGAUCCACUUCAAGUAUGUAUAAACUGAAACAACUCAUUGAAAGUACUUAUAUUUAUGAACUCAAAACAUAAGUACAUAUGUAUAUAAAGAUCUAAUUUACAAUGAUAAAUACAGUAUAAAAUAAAAUACUAUAUUUUUCAGUGAAAAAUCGCAUUUUAUUCCACGAGUGUCAUAGAAACACAUAUUUUCACCACUAGUUUUUCUAUGAUCAGGAGUGAAAUUGAAUAAUUGGAUCUCACUCAAAAAUAAACAUAUUUUCUGUUUCCUUUAUGCUUAUUUUCUGAGUCUUCUUACUAUUUUCAUUUAUUUUCUCUAAUAAUCUAUUUUGAAAUGGUGUUACUUACGCCGCUACCCGGAGGACUUAAAAUUAUAGCUGAUGUCGUAGCUGUCAAUGUUUUAAUUCCGGUUUGCCGAGAAAGAAUUCUCUGAUAUUCUUUUUAAUAGUUUAUUAUUCGCUCGUUUUUUUAGUGCAAUAUUUUUUUGAACAUACUUAAAUACAAUUUUAUCAGUAAAUUAAUUUUAAAAAGGCACUGUUAUAUUAAACUGGACAUGAAUACAUAACCUAAUUACUACGCAGCUGUAUUCAAUGAACAUUUAAAAGGAGCAAAACAAUUGUGGAGAAUUGCGUAUGAUAGUUGGAUUUAAAACAUUUUUUUUUCAAAAUAUAAGAGUGUAUUUUAUUAAUCAUGGAUAUUCAGUCAUCUCACUGUGCCGCUUGAAGGAAGUUCGUUGUCCAAGUAAUGAGUAAAAACCAAGCUAGGUUGUCGACAAUUUAUGAGGCGUGAUAUUUUCACUGUUGUUAAUUUACUGAUAAAACUUUAUAUUCAAUCGAAAAGCAUGAAAGAAAACCCUUUUAUUCGUUUGCUUUGUUGUGACAUUAUAUUGCUUUACCUUCACAUUUUACGUAUUUGAAACAAUCGUCAUUAUUUUGUAUGUAUUGAAUGCUGAUAUGUUGUCUUUUAACUGUGAAAUGUAUAAUGUGUAAAUGUUCUAUUAAUUCAGAUUGCUAGGUUGCGGUAUGUUGGCACUUUUAGUAUGUGUAGGUAUAUUAAACCCCAUCCCGUCUAUGAAGCGUCUAUGACGUGACCUUUCACCUUUCAACUUUUACGUUGUCUUACCUUUAAAAUAUCCAAAUGCUCGUAUCAAAAUAUUUCUCACAUGUUCUACUUGCUAUGUUACGUGUUAAUGUUUAUAAUUGUAUUUUGUUUUUCGCACGGGCCAUUUGGCUUAUUGAGCCCGUAUUUAAAUAUAUCAUAUAUCCUUGUGUUUUAUGUUAUGUUAUGUUAUGUAAACCAACUAUCGUUAGUGAUUUCCAUUCAAAAGGCUAAAUUAUUUUAAGAUUUAUAAGAUAAGACGAACUUAUGAUGUAGUAGUGUUUACUUCUAUU
Mya arenaria is the source of this 4137-nucleotide messenger RNA. RefSeq lists its product as uncharacterized. The transcript has 7 exons. The coding region runs from base 147 to 1976 and encodes 609 amino acids. NCBI's taxonomy places the organism in Eukaryota, Metazoa, Mollusca, Bivalvia, Myida, Myidae. The record is from RefSeq and is a predicted model, not a curated record.